AUGAAGGAGCGGAAGAUAAAUACCUCCCACUAUUCGCUUCUUAACCCCAUUCUCAUCACCCCACUCAUACCUUUAGGCUCACUCACAGCCCCUCACUCGCAAUCUUGUGCCGCUGAUAACAGCAGCGGCAAUAGAGACCGGAACCGCACCCGCACCCGCAUCAACCGGGGAAGGGACAGGGGGAGAUAUUUGCUGCUGGGCAGUUAUAUGUUCCCCUGCGCUUAGAGGGCUGCUAGGACCAGUGGAGUUAUCGCCGCGGCGACAGUGAGUGCGAUGACCGGAAACGGUAUGUCUAAUCCAUUCAAUAGAGUGACACCGACGUGUUUUCUUGCACUACAGGAGAUUGAACCCUACUAGCAGAGAGUAGACCAGACAUUCGCGGAAGUGAACCAUGCGUUGACCUCCUUCUGGACACCCAAGUCUUCGGAACGCAGACCUGCACCACCCUCCCGUCCGUGAUGCUCGACGGCUGGGGGCUGCAAUUCAACCGGUGUGUGCGGUUUCUUCGGGGGACCCUCGAUGAAAGCUACCUCCACGGCUUCAUCCUCAUCCACUUCUCUUGCAUCACGAAGUUCGUGGUAAAAGUUCCUGGACUACUACUGCAGCUGCCGUGCAACCUCCAUCCGUAUCAUCGCACACAUCGACAGCACCACGCUGAGCGAUGGGGCAUACCCCAGCGGCGGCGCACCACAUAUCGGCCGGAUAUCCUUCCACUAGGAGGUCAUCUUCGGGGUUGAGGCUGGGCGAGGAGUGGGGGAUGGGUUGUUGGGGUAUACCUCGCCGGGGAUCAAGUUGGGUGGGGAGCACACCACUUGGGAUGAGAGUGGUGAUGUGAUAACACCUGACGACAGCGUCCAUCUGCUGAGGGGGAAAUGUUCCCGCCACUAUUCCCCCUGAAUUUCCAUCUAGUUCCGGCAACAGUGCCUUUUAGACAUACUGUAAUAUUCUCCUCACAAUGUCCCGGAGAGCACCCGGGCACAGUUAUAUGCCCUCCAUGAUGUGAUACCCGUAAAAUUUGCUAAGUAAUGAACAUCCCCCAGGCUGAUUAAUACGGUAUUUGAUGCGAAUUUGCGAAGGCUCGUUGAGACCUUUUGGUGUGGUUGUUGCAAAGACACGAGGUAGAUCACUUAUGUUACGCAGAUUGUGGGGGUGAUUAAGCUUGGCGGUGUUCAUUGUGCGCAGGAGUUUAUAGUAAUACGACCCCAUAUUAUUUUGAUAGUAUCAUACUUGUUUCUGCCAUAGAUUAUCUGAAAAUCGGAUUGCCCCUUGCCGGUGAGGUGGUUACGUGGCACUGGACGUGUUUUCAAAUAAAUUUACUUACUACCGGAGUCUGAUAUAGGUAACGAAAUGGGGUCGGUCCCAGGGGUGCUGGUCUGGUUUGCGGAAAAACUUCUUUUAA
Molecule: messenger RNA, 1399 nt
Organism: Tuber melanosporum (Perigord truffle)
Lineage: Eukaryota; Fungi; Ascomycota; Pezizomycetes; Pezizales; Tuberaceae
Exons: 1
Coding region: 1-225 (74 amino acids)
Source: RefSeq, a predicted model, not a curated record